UCGAGCAAUGGUGAAGAGAGGGGAUAGCUCAAAGAAGGGAAAUAUGGAGAGAGGUGAAAAUAGUUUAGAUGUGAAGGACGAAAGUGACGAUGAGAUGGACGAAAGUGACGAAGGUACCCUUGAAAUAUCCAGCUUCUAUGAUGGUGGCAUCUAUGAUAGGAAUUCACCGGAAACAAUGUCUACUCUGUCGAUUAUUGAGAAUUCCGGCCGGAGAAGGGUGAAAUGUCCGGGUAGCAUGCGCACCAUUCAUGACAACACUUCCCCUGGCUACGGCUGGCUUCUUCCUGGCUGGCUUGCUGAGGAAAGGAUCAUGCCAAGUGGUAGGAUUUACAGGUUCUACUAUGAUCCUUCAGGGUGUUUCUACUAUACCUUGAAUGAAGCUCUCGACAAACUGAAAGAAUUAGGGUUCAUCGUUAUUUCAUAAAUGAUCGAGUGCAAGAAAGGCCUAUUAUGCAUUCUGAAGUUUAUGAUUUGGAUCCAGGAAGAAGAAUCCAUAUUUGCAGUAUUUCAAAUAUUUCAGUAGUGUAAUUUGCUUUUCAGAAUAAUUAAAGACUUUAAUGUUGUCUUUAUGGACAAAAAUAUAUCAGCUUGUGUUUCUAGUGUUUGCAUCUAUAUAAAUGGUUUAUGUUUUAUGCUUC
Molecule: messenger RNA, 638 nt
Organism: Jatropha curcas
Lineage: Eukaryota; Viridiplantae; Streptophyta; Magnoliopsida; Malpighiales; Euphorbiaceae
Source: RefSeq, a predicted model, not a curated record